Exaiptasia diaphana is the source of this 1989-nucleotide messenger RNA. RefSeq names its product tripartite motif-containing protein 45. Gene Ontology annotation, molecular function: ubiquitin-protein transferase activity; zinc ion binding. Gene Ontology annotation, biological process: positive regulation of DNA-templated transcription. Gene Ontology annotation, cellular component: nucleoplasm; chromatin. The record is from RefSeq and is a predicted model, not a curated record. Lineage: Eukaryota; Metazoa; Cnidaria; Anthozoa; Actiniaria; Aiptasiidae. Bases 1 to 909 code for a protein of 302 amino acids. The transcript has 2 exons.
AUGGCAGCAAAGUUGUCUCAAAGUCUUGAGGAGCAGGUCACUUGCCCCAUCUGUCUAGAGCAUCAGUUUUAUCGUUCGCCAUGUUUGACAUGCAAAAUAUUAUUUGUUAUUGUACAGAUUGAGAACGUUAACUCACUCAAAGUCAACAUUUGGGUCAAUAGAAACAUCGCACUCCUCGAGCAGUCUAAAACUGAGGACCAAAAAGUAGAAGCAGUACUGUGUGACAAACACAAGGGCAAAAAGCUGAAGCUUUUCUGUGAACAAUGCGAGACAYURAUUUGUAAAGAUUGCACCCUGAUYGACCACAAAGAUCAUAAGUUUGCAUUCAUCGCAGAUGUUGUAGAGAAGCAAAAAGGACAACUUCAAAAGAAAAUGCAACAUGUAUGUGGAACAAAGAAAAAGAUUGAAACAGCUUUGAAGACAGUGAAACAUAUGCAAGAAAAAGUGAGAAAAAAUGAGAAAAAWAUCAAGAAAGAGAUAGAUGAGAAAAUCGACGUAAAAAUUGCAAUUCUGGAAGAGAAGCGAGCAAAGCUUAAACAAGAGUCCACAAACAUGACGGCAACGAAAAUAAAGGAACUCUCUUUACAACAGGAUGGUCUUGAGAUGCAAUUGGCGGGUCUGACAAGCGCAGUUGAGUUCACUGAAAAUAUUCUUGUCAAGGGCAGCAAUAAUGAUGUUUUGUCAAUGAAGAAACAAAUAGAAUCGCGUUUAACGGAGCUAUCAUCAAAUAAAGAAAUUGAUUACGAAGUAGAUAAGAAAUACAAGCAAAUGUUCUUACAAGUCAAAGAGAUACCCAAUUUUCAUGAAAACAUCGUGAACUAUCUUGUAAUCAGAGAAGGUUUUGAUCUUGGAUUAAUGUAUCGACAAGCAUUCCAACAGCUUUUCGAUUCGAUUUCAACUAUUUUGUAAAAAUUUUUAAUUUAUGAUCCAGUAAAGUAGUCUUUGAACGCCCACUUGAUUUAAACCAAGAAGAACUGAAAAAUCUCGAAGUCCUGGUUGACGGUCUGUCUGUCCAAGGAAGUCCUCUUUAAAAGUUAUUGCUACUAAAUUGCUACUAAGGUUGCACAAAGUGGCCUAGAUUGUUGUUCGAUAAUCCCAUGCAGUAUUUCUUCACGAAUUAUAUUUCUAUUUACCAAUAAUAAUUGUUUUCAUUUGUCACGAUAAUAACUAAUAAUUCUGUUACAAAAAAUAUUAAUAAUAGAAUGAUAAUGAUAAUUCUUAUUAUCAUCAAUUAAUUAAUUAAUGUUUUUUUUUCAAGAUUAAUUCUCAUUUGUAAAAAAAAUAGUGAGUCAGUGAAGCAAUAAAUAUGUAAGUUUUAUACUUUGUGAAUUUUGUCUUUUUAUGCACAUUCAAAUGUUCGACACUUGAUAGAGCGGAUUUCGUAUGAGUGGGUCACCGUUACCGCACGGUUACCGCACGGUUACCGGACCUGGCCUUCACAUUUUUGGUGAACCAAUGGGGCACUAGAAUUUGGUUACAGUACGAUUACGGUCACAGUACAGUACCGUCCGUUUCCCACUCAUACGAAAUCUGCUCUAAUAAAUUACAGAAAUAAAUAUUUGUAAAGUUGGAUUUUUUAUGCAUUAUUUCAGUUUCGGGUCAGGUGUGUAAUUGGAGUUUGUCAAUAUUUGUGAAGAUUCUUUGUCAUCAUAAUUUGGUCUUCAAAUCGACAGGUACCCGAGUCGAAUCGUGUUUAGGUCGGCAGUGAUCGGAAAAAAGUCGGAUUCCAUCGUACUUUAGUCGAGUUUGAUCGUGUUUUAGCUGCCGUUAAUUCAGUAUCCCAAGGUUUUUGAUCUCGCUCAAUAAGUUUAAAUCUAUAUUCAGUCGUGAUUCUUUCGGACUGAAGUCGGCACGGAUCGGAAUUCAUUCGGAGUCACGAAGAGUUACUCGUCGUCUUCUCCCUUCUGUUCGUCCUCAACCGACACUCCAUGGUGUUUCAUCAUGGCUUUCAUCAUGAUCUCAAGUUGAGUAGUAUGUUGAAGAACUGAU